Messenger RNA from Diversispora eburnea, 1740 nucleotides. The record is from the annotation of a GenBank genome assembly. Lineage: Eukaryota; Fungi; Glomeromycota; Glomeromycetes; Diversisporales; Diversisporaceae.
AUGCUUGACUUUUUCACUAUCCUGACGAAGGGUGGUAUUGUCCUUUGGUCAAAAACAUUUGCUCGAGUUACUACGUAUCCAGUUGAUGAUUUGAUCAAAGAAGUAUUGAUUGAAGAAAGAGCCGGAGCAACUAAUUAUACCAAAAACUCAUAUAAUUUAAAAUGGACUUUUGCUAACGAACUGGACUUAAUUUUUGUGGUAGCAUACCAGAAAAUCCUUCAACUUGCUUACAUCGAAGAACUUUUGGCAACUGUAAAAAAAUUCUUUUGUGACAAAUUUGCAAACUUUAUUCGAGAUACCUCAAGACUUCAUAAAUACGCUUUUGAUGACGACUUUGAUUCAAUUCGAUGUAAUAUUGAAGAGAAAGAUGCUCGGACCAAAAAAUACAAAACAACCACAGAAGGAAAUAAAAAGCUUGAUGUGAAAGAUUUUGAAAAAACUUCACCCAAUUCAAUUAUCAGUGAAGAAGAAAUAACUCGCAAUAUUGAAUCAAUUCGUAGUAAUGGAAAACAUCUUAAAAAUCGUAAUGGUAAAGGUAAAAAAGGCAUCAGAUCUUCUUCAGUUUUAGUUAAUGAUUCUUCUGAUGAUAAAAAACCAAGAAAAAAGAUCAUGCGUGUUUGGGAUGAUAAAUUGAAUAAAGAAGAAAUGGAAGGUCUUGACUAUAGUAAUAAUGCUAAUCAAAAUGACGAUACUGAUGAGUCAGUUAUUCGCCAACAAUUCGUUGACGAAAAUCAAUUAGGUCGAUUCCAAAAUGGGCAUUAUAGUGUACAGGAUUUAGGUCAAGACAAAGGAUCAAGCAUGUUUUCAUUUUUCAAAAAUAUUACUGGUCAAAAAGCGAUUACUGAAGAAGAUUUAGCGCAAGUAUUGGCGAAUAUGAAGGAACAUUUAAUCAAAAAGAAUGUAGCUGCUGAUAUUUCAACUCAUUUAUGUGAAUCAGUUGCAAAGAAUCUUGUAGGCCAAAAGACAGGAAGCUUCAAAACUAUCAGAUCAACAGUGAAACAAGCCAUGGAAGCAUCCUUGAAACGUAUUCUGACACCCAAGACAUCAGUAGAUUUAUUACGUGAUAUUGGACAAUCGCAAGCUGAAUCACGACCUUAUACUAUCUGUUUUGUAGGAGUUAAUGGUGUUGGAAAAUCCACAAAUUUAUCGAAAACAUGUUUUUGGCUGUUACAAAAUGGAUUUAAAGUACUUAUCGCAGCAUGUGACACAUUUAGAUCAGGUGCAGUAGAGCAAUUAAGAGUACAUGUACGAAAUUUGAAUGCAUUGGGACAAAAUUCAGUUGUUGAAUUAUAUGAACGCGGAUACGGAAAAGAUGCUGCUGGAAUAGCCAAAGAUGCCAUCAAUUAUGGUAAAUCAAACAAAUUCGAUGUUGUGUUGAUCGAUACAGCUGGUCGUAUGCAAGACAAUGAACCUUUAAUGCGUGCUUUAUCUAAGUUGGUAUCCGUAAAUAAACCCGAUAAGAUAAUAUUUGUUGGAGAAGCUUUAGUUGGUAACGAGGCAGUUGAUCAACUCACGAAAUUUAAUCAGGCAUUGAAAGAUUUUUCAGGAUUACAAAAUCCGAGACACAUUGAUGGAAUUAUAUUGACUAAAUUUGAUACUAUCGAUGACAAGGUUGGAGCUGCUUUGUCAAUGGCUUAUACAACUGGACAACCCAUAUUAUUUGUGGGAACUGGUCAAACAUAUACAGAUUUAAAAAAUAUGAGAGUUAGUCAUAUUGUACAAUCACUUCUCAAGGAAUAA